GUAUCUGUUUUUUGAUCUUCCUGAGAUACCUGAAUCAGAGGCUGAUGUUCAGGAUACUAAUAGUGAAUUUACACCCAGAGAGAGGAGGAUCUUGUUGCAAAAAAUAUUUGUUCAGGUCGCUAAAUUUGACUACUUCCGUUUCCUAAGUCCCAUCUACAGCGCCCUCUAUAACGUCUGGAACCGAACCAACAAGCAAAGACAAGCCGCCAUAUUUGUCAUUGUUGCGUCGUUUUUUCCCACGUGCAGUCGUUAAUAUUUUAAGAAGUUAGUAAUUUAAAAUGUUAUAAGCAACUUUCGAGAUUUGAAGUAGAAAGUUUGUUUCAAACAAGUGUUAUGAUUAUCUUCCGUUUCGUGAAACCUCCAAGGCUCUACAAUGAGUGACGAGGUUAUCGCGCCUUUCAAAGUAAAAUUUAAGUGAGGAUAGUUCUUCGAUUUCUUCGGAUAUUUCUUCGGGUUCGUCGGAAAAUAAAGACUAGGGACCAGCAAGAAAACUUCGAAAAAGUGACUGGUCGCGAGAUCUGAAUAAAAGGUUUGACUUACUGUCGCAAUAAUGGGUGAGUCAUGUGAAUAAUAUUUUAACUUCGAAUCAUGCUAUUGCUGGUCGUGCACCAGUGGUCCCGCCUUUACACUUGCAAAUACCAACAUCUUAUAAUAAUAAUGUCUGAUCUGGUUUCAACUUCCAAUCGAAAUUAGACAACGACGAAUAGUUUUUACGUCUGCCACCAGACCGUCCGUUACCAGAAGCGGGUAGGUUUUGAAAUUUGAGCAUUUCUAUAAAAGAACCAGAUAUGCAAAGAUUUGACUAGCCGACUUGGAACGCGGUGCAGUAUUCGGAGGUUCAAAAAAAAAAAAAAAUGUUUUCCUGCGUUAUCUAAUGCUUUUUUGGCACAGAACGAAUGCGUUAUGCUGCCAUACAAAACCUUGCCGACGGGUCAAAUUCAGAGAAUGUUCAGCUUAAUACUUCCGCCUUUUACGAAAAGUUUAAACCGCUAUUCGGUAACGAUUUCGCCUAUAAAAGUUUCUAACGAUAUCCUUCAAAUAAUUUUCGGUAAGCGAGCCGAGGUUAUACGAUAGCGUCGUAGAUACCUCAUAAAGAAAUUAAAGGAUAGAUAUGUCAGGGAAGAUAUAGAGAAAAUAUCUUCUUCUUGUGAUUAUAUGUUUAACCCCAACUUAUUAUUGGCAUAUAUACAGAAAAUUGGUGGUAUUGAUAAAUUACAAAAGCGGCACCGUCUGCUACUCGCAUCCGGCCCGCAUCGCCGGAACCCUCGGCUUGUACUGCCAAUGCAAAGCCAUGUCGAGGUAGGCCACAUUCCAAUACAUCUAAAGAGGCCGAAAACAGAUAUUCUGAGCGAUGCUGUCUAAAUAAUUCCUCAGCAAGAAAAACGGGGGGAGGGGGGAACAAGUACAAAGUGGAACGAAAAUCAGGAAAUAAAAAUAAAUUACUCAACAGUAUUUUCAGGCGGAUGUUUAAGACUCUAUCGAAACACCUGGACUCGAUCCACCAAACGUAAUAUUGAAAUUAAUAAUAACUUGAUGUCAAUCAAAAUCCAAAAUUUAAUUCAAUAGAGCUUUAGAACCCGCACCCCCGACACCGUCUUUCAGAUUUCCUCUUUUCAUACUUCCCAAGACCAAUAAAAAAUCGAACAAUUUUCAACCUCAAGGCAUUGAACAAGUACAUGAAACAGUCUUUUUCACCUUUUCCACCAUCGAGUUCCUAAGUUUUAUAACAGAUUGGAAUGUCAAACUGGAUUUGAGCCAGGCCUAUUAUCAUCUAUCAAUGACGUUUCUCGGGAUCAGUUAUCAGGGUCGUCUACUUCAGAUGAUAUGUCUGCCAUUCGGCUUAGCUGCACCACCGCGGAUUUUUGCUUCAGUGACAAACUAAAUAGCCGAAAUACUUCGCCAGAAGGGUCUGCGACUAGUGGUUAUGUGCUUGUACACCAGGGCAGAACAUCUCCCGCCAUCGGAGCAAAGCUUAUCCAUAUUAUCUGGAACCACUGCGUUCAUUGACAGUGCGUUUCCAGAGGUCUUUUUUGCCACGUACCAGCUGGCUAUGGAAUGAGCUCCCUCCACGGUGUUUCCCGAGCGCUAUGACAUGUCCUUCUUCAAACGAGGCUUGUGGAUAGAAUUAAGCAGUAGGCAGCGGCUUAGCUCUGCCCCUGGCGUUGCUGAAGUCCAUCGGCGACUGUAACUAUUCACCUUCAGGUGGGCCGUAUGCUCGUCUGCCUACAAGAGCAAAAGACUUGUUGAAAUCUCAAGUAACUAUACUGAGACCUUAGAACUCAUACCUCAAGGUGGGUGGCGGCAUUUACGCUGUAGAUGUCUAUGGCCUCCAGUAACCACUUAACACCAGGUAAGCUGUAAACUCGUCCACCCAUCUAAGUAACCGGUUAUGACACUGACGAGCUUGAUAGACUUUCUGGGAAUCUUAUGGGACACCAAAUCCAAGACAAAGUCCCUGCCCAAGAAUUUGCUCGUGCGACUUACUGCCGGCGGUUGGAACCUAAAGCAGGCGCAAAGCCUCUUAGGAUAUCUCAACUUUGCGACUUUCAUCACCCAACGGGGAAAGUUGCUUUGCUGAGUCCUUGCAGUACCACAGCAACAAGCUCAGGAGGUAUCCUCAUUUACCAAAGCAGUAUUCGGACGAGGUACGUACAGAGCUGGAUUGGUGGUUAGAGAAAGUCAGUCAGAGCACACCAAUUCAUCCACAGAGAAUGGCCACGAACCACGUCAUCACCGACGCGUCGGACAUUCAGUGGGGAGCCCUUGUAAACAACAGAACAGAAUUUUCCUACAUAAAGAACGAGGGAGGAACCCGGUCACGAUAAUUGCUAGAUCUGACUGGAAAAUUGCUUAACUUAAUAGACCACCUCAAAGUUGUACUUCUCCCUCACCACCUACCGGGACUGUACAACACUGAAGCCGAUCACCUCUUACGCAAUCGCGGCGGCUUGGAGUGGUAUCUCGCAGAAAAAGCAACUACUAGGCUAUUCAGCCUGUGGGGAACUUGUUCGCGUCUCGGACCGCUCAUGGAUAAAAAAAAAAAAAAAAAAAAAAAACUAUGUUUACCUCUUGUGAGUCCGCGCGAGUAGGUAUUUUGCCCUGAAGCAGUGGUGCGUCUCGGUUUGAAAGGUGGGGCAGCCGUUGUAACUAUACUUGAGACCUUAGAUCUUAUAUCUCAAGGUGGGUGGCGCAUUUACGUUCUAGACGUCUAUGGGCUCCAGUGACCACUUAAUACCAGGUGAGCUGUGAGCUCGUCCACCCAUCAAAGCAAAACUCGAACGCCUGCCUCUACAACGCGUUCAGCAGAUCUUGGCAUUACUGACUAGCAUGGCCGUUUCCGCCGCUCAGUCUGAUAUCCAGAGUGCUGGACCACCUCAACUCAACCUCAGGUCGGUACAUACUAGUGGUACCCAAGUGCAAGAAGCCCCUGUGGAGGCCAGACCUGAAAUCACCUGCUCUCAAGCGACUCGAGAAGCUCAGAGAUCUGAACAUCACUGGUGGACACUGACAAUGCUACCGCCAGGCUGUCAGCAAUCUACACCUGGAAGCUUGGUUCAUUUUGGGUGGGACACGCUGACAGGGACAUGGACAUCGGCAGGAGAGAGUCUACGAUAAGAACAUACGCCCCUAUUUGGAAUAAGGGGUAAGGUUUUGUCAAGAAAAUGUAUUAAUUCUCGUGUACCCGAAUUGGAAAAUGUAGCUAGAUUUCUCUGUUAUCUGUAUUUAUCUCAUGGUCUCUCCUACCGGACCAUUCUAGUUUAUAAGUCUGUUAUAUAGCGUCCGUUUGUGAAACUCUAUCGGAUAUAAAAAAUAGCUUCGAGCCCGACAUUGAAACAUACUGAAAUCUAUUUCCUUGACAAAGCCUGCACCUUCUAAAUUACUGAUAUUUGGGUCGAAAACUAAUUGAUCUUCACACCAACAGUCCAGUUGGACAUUCGUGGCUGCUCCUGACCAAUUGAUCAUCGAUGCAGUAUACUGGCUACGCAAUCUAGUGAAUAUGACACAGCAAACCAGUGGGAAUAUUUAAUCUAUUCUUAGCAACUAAAGGCUCCACUAAGCCAGCUACUGCAGCGAGGAUUAGUAGUUGGGUAAAAAGUCUUUUUAGGAGACUCAGGUAUUCAGGCCUCAGUUGGAAGCUGUAGAGCGGUGGUGAAAACUUUAAACUGGGUAGGAGAUUACCAAAUUAAUGAUAUUUCAGCUAAAGAUAACUGACAACAUGAGCAUACUUUUAGAAAGUUCUAUCAAAAACUUAUUAUUAAUGCAUCAAACACUGAUAUAAAUUCUGAGAAAUCUUUCUCAGUAUUUUCGUCCUAAAUCUUAUUAGGUCGAUUUGAAUUAAGUGGGUAAUAUUAUACGGUUACCUUCAAUUAAUUUAAAUUACGUGCUUAAUUUAAGCUUUGCUUAAUUAAACACAAUAAGUCACAUUGUUGCUUUUUAAUAAAGAUUAUUUUAUUUCAAAUACAAGCCACCAGGAGAUAACAAACAGUCUCUCAUAAUGGACUUCGGACGUCAAACGGAACACAUAAUAUAGAAAUUUUACCUUCCAAUAAAAUUUGUAUUAUGUUUCCUAAGACGUCCGAAGUCCAGAUAAUGUCUUCCUGGGGCUACAUCCAUCAUUAUGAGCCGAACAAUGACAAAUAUGGCGGCUUGUCUUUGCUUGUUGGUUCGGUUCCAGACGUUAUAGAGGGCGCUGUAGAUGGGACUUAGGAAACGGAAGUAGUCAAAUUUAGCGACCUGCAGUGGAAAUCAUACGAUGUACUCUCUCAUAAUGGACUUCGGACGUCUUAGGAAACAUAAUACAAAUUUUAUUGGAAGGUACUUGUAAGAUUAUGCAGCCAUCCUUUCCCAUGUGAAGAAUUAGCGAGAAAGGAUGAUCUCACCCUCUUAUUCUCCGCUAUAACAUCAUGGUGUGCCCCUCAUAAUAUAAUGUGGAGAAAGUCAGCAGCUGAAGUGUUAAUGACGCUUUCUCGACAUGGUCUAACACAAUCUGUUGUUCAGUACAUUCAUAAUAAAGGUUGUGUUGCAUUAUGCAUUGAAAAUAUGCAAAGGAUACCAGAACUGACACCUCUAGAGGUUGUUGAAAUGUUUGUGGCUGUAUUUUGUUUCCUGAAAGACUCUAGUGAAGUUAGUCAAUUACUGUUAGAUGAUUUUAGAUCAUGUCAAGGAUAUUUAUUUCUCUCAGAAUUCCUUUUAAAACAUGAAACUCAAGAUGUACCUGAUUAUUUAACUUCAGGGCUGGAAGAGGAACGCGUCAGCGGUUCAGAAGCUCGUGCUGCUUUACGAAAUCUAGUAUUGAUGAUAUCGUCGCUAUGCGCCUGCGGAUUUUCAGAACUUCGACCGACCCGAGCAAAUACUGAACUAUUCCAAUUACAAGGAUUCGUUUUACCGCAGCCCUCUACACCCGGGCAGGCUGUAAGAAAUGUGCAGGCUUUUCAGGUUUUGCAAUCAGUUUUCAUGAAGUCUAACUCUCCUGCAUUGUGUUGCACUAUAUUGGAUGCUAUAUCAAGUGUUUAUCAUGCUGACAAUGCUAAUUAUUUUAUAUUGGAAAAUCAAAACACCCUUAGUCAGUUUUCAGAAAGAAUUUAUACAAAAAAUGCAGAAAUCCAAGAGAAAUUUUUCGAAUUGUUAGAAUUCAUAGUGUUUCAACUAAACUUUGUUCCCUGUAAAGAACUUAUAUCACUCUCACUUUUGUUGAAAGCCAAUAGAUCAAGAAGUUGCAGUAUUUUGUGUAUAAAGACUCUUCUUAACAUUUUAAAACAUAAUACAAUCUUCAAAGAUGUUUAUCGUGAGGUGGGAAUGUUAGAAGUAUUUGUAACCUGUCUAUCGCGAUAUGCAGCAUAUUUAAAAGAUAAACAACUUGAAGAAGAAAGUAAAAAGAAAGAUUCUGAAGCAAUACAACAAGAUAAUGAAUUGAAUGAAUCUCCUAAAGCUCCUGAAAGAAAGAAAAAAGCCACCAGAACGGACUCAUUGAUCCGAGAUCCUAAUAUAGACAGUGAAGAGGAAGACUUAGGCUCAUUAUUAAUGGAAGGCUUGACUGCAUUAUUGAAUGCUAAUUCUAGUAAUUGUAACGUUUUUAGGGAUUGUGGAGGUGCAAAAUGUGUGCAUGGUAUGGUUGUCUAUGAGUCUUGUCGUAGUAAAGCCUUAGGUGUCAUUAGAGAAUUAAUAGUGAGUGGGUCCGGUGAGGAAGAUAUGUCUACGUUGCUUUGUGGCAUGCAUGCUGCACCUUCGGAUGCUUUACAUCUCAAACUCCACAUCUUGAAGGCUUUGCUAGCUUGUCUAAGAGAUUCUCAUCGCACUAGGACUAUAUUUAGAAAGGUCAGUGGAUUUGUUUAUGUCACAAGUGUCCUGGUGUCGCUCGAAGGCAAGUUAAAAGGAAACGAGAUCAUGGAUCAAGAUAUGCUUCAGUUGAUUCAUAUAGUAUUUUACACCAUUUCUACUGCCAUGAGAUUCGAACCAGCCAAUGCGAAAUUUUUUCAUCACGAGAUUUGUAUGACUACACUCAGCGAGACCAUUCGUAUGUUAGGCUGUUUUACUGAAGACGUAGAGUUACAAUAUGACACUGAACCCGGAGAUCCGGACCUGUAUGAAGUAUUUCAUGAAUUGUUCACCGGAAACAUAUUAGAAAUGACAUUUCCCGCAUCUGUGCCUGCAGUAUUUUCGAAUGCGUGCGUGGUUUUACGGUUACUUUACGAUGUAGCGUUGGAUUCAUUCGACAAACCGACUUUCUGUGGAUCUCUCAAUGUUAAAUCACCUAGUUUAACGCGACAGAGCUCUGCAAUCAACGAAAAUAAACCAACAGGACGCACGGCGCCCUUAAACUUUUCCACGGGUUCAAAUAAUGGGGAAGCGUGGAUCAUACAUUCCGGUGUUGUAAUAGUAUUGGCCAAGCUUCUUCCCGCAUUGCCGCGUCCCGCAGAACAUGAAACUCAUGCUAGGGCCAUGAGGGACUAUCUCGCGCAUGUACUCAAAAGUCUCGUUAGGAGCGAGCGCAACCAGCAAGUGAUGUGCGUGGCCGGGCUGGCGGGCACGGUGCUGCGGGUGUGCGGCGCCGCGCUGCGUUGCGAGCGACACGCGCUGCACUCGCCCGCCAUGUACAUGCUCGAACGACUCGCCGCGCAUUCCUUACGACCUAUUGAACUCAGAGAAUUUUUAAGAAUGGGUAAUCCACUAAACUGUGUUGCCCCCGAGCAGGGACAAGUUUGCAAACCAGGUGGACCUGUUCCAUUGACGAGAAUAAAAACGUUGGUUUCCAUGACAACACCGAGGGAUUACCGGUCUCAAAAUUCAUGUACGCUGCCACCUUUCGUGGAGUUUGAUAUGUCGGCUGAGGGUUUCGGUUGUUUGUACAUGCCCAGUAUCGCGCCUCAGUCUGCUAAUUUGAACGCUAUCGGAACGCAAGAUACGGCCACGCUGGGUGGUAUAGGUUCAGGUGACAGAGUAUUUCCCCCGCAAACGGGUUUGAGUUACUCAACGUGGAUAUGCGUCGAGAAAUACUCCGACCCCCGCUCCGAUCCGCACUGCGUUCGUUUGCUGACUUUAGUACGGAACAUCAACAACACGCGCGACGAACACCUCGUGUGCCUCACCGUGGUACUGUCGGCCAGGGAUAAGGCCAUCAUUGUAUCCACGCAAGAGACCUUAGUGCCGCACAAUGUAGGAGAAUGGGAGCCGGAGGGUUCGGGUGAGUGCGGCGCCCGCGUGUGGUGCCCCGACCUGCAACACGAAGGACAGUGGCAUCACCUCGCGCUCGUGCUUAAUCGUGCUGUCCUCAAGAAUUCCUCUUUUUCCCUUUACUUGGAUGGUCAGCACAUGCACUCCGGGAAGCUGCACUACGUGAGCGCGAACCCCGGGGGCGGCGCCGCCACGCUGUCGGGCGCGUCCAGCGUGUACUGCGUGCUCGGGACGCCCCCGCAGUGGCGGCGCUACUCGCGGCUGCUGUGGCGACAGGGCCCGGCGCUGCUGCUCGAAGACGUACUCACAGCACAGACAGUGUCGGUUAUAUACCAACUGGGUCCCCAUUACGUGGGCACACUGCAAGCUCCACUGCCGCCGGGACAAAACCAAGAACCUCUGACGCCUCUAGUCGCAGAAGAAAAAGUUAUUUUCGGAAUUAAUGCACGAGCGAUGUCUCAAUUGACCCUCGCGAAGAUAAGGAAAGUGUACAGUAAAAACGACAACAAGGCCAUCGCAAAGCAACUGGGCAUGUCGUCGCACGAAAACGCAACCCCGAUACGGAUACUCCACAACUCCGCGGGACACCUGAUGGGACCCGCCAGAUGCUUGGGCGGCACCGUGGUGGGCUAUUUGGGAGUCAGAGUAUUCUGUUCGAAGCCAGCCGCGAUUAUGAUUGACACGGUGGGCGGUUGUUCAGUGCUGUUGGGCUUGAUCGCGAUGGCACAAGACGUGGAAUGUUUGUACGCCGGCGUUAAAGCGCUAGUGUGCGUCGUUCGAUCGAACAAAUCGGCUCAAGCCGAAAUGGACCGGCGGAAGGGAUACCAAACCUUAGCUAUGUUAUUGAAGAGGAAAAAGCAGCUAUUGAAUUCUCAUAUACUCCACCUUGUAUUUGGACUGGUCGGAACUGUGGACAGCCAGAAGGAAACAUCGUCUAUUCCUAAUUUGACAGCUUUUCAAGAUCUCAUCUGCGAGCUAGAGGUGUGGCUCGGCGCCCCCGGUGGCCUGAUUAAAUCGUUACUGGAGCAUUUAUUAGAACUGGCCACUGAAACGGCUCACAGAACGCACAAUUUACGCACAAUGAGAGAGCUCCAAUUGGUUUCCAAACUUUUAUACAUAAUUAAUGACGUAAAAGUCGUCAGCACAAAGAACGUUCUAAUACAAUUGUUAGCUGCUUUAUUAGGGGGGCAGCCCAGACCGAGCGAUCUGUUAUGCUUGGGACAAUUCAUGGCAUACACUCUACCGCUACCCUCGCAGACUGAAAAGGGAUUGAAUCCAGUUGAAAGCGACUGCGAGAAAGACUCAGAGGGAGAACAAAUUAUUUUACGUAAUAAAUGCUUCAACGUGCUGCACGGCUUAUUAUUCACGGCGAGGAAUCUAGUGAAUACGAUAGUUUGCGAGGAAAUAUCACGAGUCUUGGGCAUGGAUUGGUUGUUGAGUUUUAUGCAGGAGAACGUUCAUCCGACAACGGUGCUUUGGGCCCUCAGAAUUUUAGUAAUACUUUGUUCGGGACAAGGACACCAAUCUGCAAUUAUGCAAAGGUUCCGCGAAGGAGUGGGUAAUGGUGGCUGGUUGCGUCACACAGAGAUGAUAGCGAGCUCGCAGCAAGCAGGCGUGGUGCUCACGGCCGCCGUCCACUCGCAGUCUCAUCUACACGCGUCCUUGCUCCACACCUCGGGAUUCACUUUACUCGCAUGGUUGAUCCUGUCGCACCUGCACAUACCGGAGCUGUACUACCUGCUGUUCGGGCUGACGCUGGGGCAGCCGAUGCGCGCGGCGUGCUCGGAGCGCGCGGUGUCGGUGGAGCGCGUGUGGGCGGCGGCGUGGGGCGCGGUGGCGCCCGCCCGGCAGUCGUCGGCCGCGCUGGCCGCCCGCAUCACGCUGUGCCCCGAGGCCAUCGUCAUCCUGCUGGGGGCGGUGCGCGCGCUCGUGCACGCCGACCAGCCCGCUCUGCCCGACUGGCUCGUCGACCAUCCAGUGCCCAUCCUGCAGGUGUUGUUUUCCCUCUAUAACACAUUGCCAGACUUCGUGCCUAUAAUGAUGUCAGCUGAAGUCCUUACUGCAUUGGCUUCAACGCUGUUCCCUCUUAACUCAUCCGAUGACAUUCAUAUGCCGAUAUGCGAGAGCGGGGAAAGUUCGGGCGCAUCGACCCCCGGCUCGGAGAAGGAGGUGGUGAUAGCGGGCGCGUCGGCCGCGCUCACACAGCACGCGGUGCGACAGAGCGUCAUGGACUUCCUGCGGGUCAUAGUAUUGGACUCUCUGUCGCUCAACGUCACGGGGAAGACGGCGCCGAACGCGGAAAGCGCUGACACAGUGCCCUCUUCAAUGUUUUGUACGCCAUGUAGCUCCGGCCCGGCGAGAUCUUACUUUCAUAGCGUUAUUGACCUUGUCUUAGAUGCGUCUCCACCGAAUUCUACAAGUCAGCAACAAAUUGAAUAUCAGACUGAAGUGUUGACUACUCUGAUGGAAAACUUGUUGAAUACCGAACUGUUUAGUUCAGAAUCUAACAUAUCGAAUGUUUGCUAUUUGGCCGCCCGGCUCGUCGAUAAGUUAUGGCAGGGACAAUUGUCGAGGGACCCUCACGAGGUAUUCGAUUUUAUUGUGAAACUGGUAACGCAAGCAAAAAAGAAAUCUUCUCUUGUAUCACUGGAAGGGCUCCAUCAUUGUUUGAACAGAACAAUACUUUUCUUACUGUCGCGUUCUACUGAUUCUAUAGCCGAUCAGAUGUCCGUAUUGGAGGCUUUACAUAAGCUAACGACGAACAGAUUGUUAAUAUUUGGGGCGGGAAAUCAUGAGUUGGAGUUUAUCGGUUGCCUGACGUAUUGCCUGCUGCAGUUGAGUGCUAACAUGAAGAUCGCUUUAGAUUCGCACAUGCGCACCACUUGGCACGUUAACCCCAGCGGAGAUCUAGAAUCUAGGGAUGAUAAGUUGACAACUCAUCAAGGACGUAAUCUCAUGGCGGGUGCGGCUCGUAGAGUGUGGGAGGAGUUAUACGUGUGCAAGAAACCUGCUAUAGAAGAAGUCUUCAAAAUAACAUUAGUGUUGCCAGUCGGUAACGCGCACGCUCCCGACCUCACCACGGUCAGGGAACAGCUCAAUGAAAGCGCUCACAAGCUGUGGAUCAACUACAUCGACACCGAAAGAAAAGCCGUAUACAGAGUACCGUGGGAAUUGCACAAUCAGAUCCAGUCCAAGAUACAAAAAGUGACCGGCGGUUUGACCCGGCUUGCGUCCCGUACGAAGGUCAAAAAGGAGGAUUCAGCUAAACAACGUCCCACCCCGCCCAGAGACCACGCGCUCGCUUACAUGCAGGACCAUGUGCAGUUGGUCAGACAGGCGUGGUGCAAGGAGCGUGCGAGCGCGGCCAACACGCGCGCGCACACGACGCGCUACGUGCAGGCGGAGUGGGCGGGCGCGUGGCGGGAGCUCACCCGCGAGCGCGCGCUGUGGGGCCCGCCGCGACCCGCGCCGCUCGACAAGUGGGCGCUCGACUGCACCGAGGGACCCUGCCGCAUGCGCAAGAUGCUGCGCCGGAACCAUCUCUUCUACGCGCACUACCCCUACAGGGCCGACCUCGACAACCCAGAUAACAAACAAUUAAAGUACAAAGUCGCCCAAAGCUUAGACAGCAAGGAAUAUUACCGCGUGUAUCAGCAAUGGCGGACGGCCGGCGCUAUAUUGGACGAGGACGACAGCGUCGAGACACCCGAAAUUAACAACUUCGAAGAGCCCGUAGCCAACACGAGUCAAACAAACUCAGUGGAUGUGGUGGCGAAUGAGGACGGGUCGCCUUCCGAUUUAGUCAGCAGCGGCGUUGUUAGUCGGGGCACGAACCAAGCCUCUGGAGAAGCAAACGAAGAUGGCCUAGAUAAUGAAGACGAAGAUGAACAACCAACACCUCCUCCGGAUAAUCAGACUCUUCUUAGGCUGUUGGAACACCACGAAAAGAUUUCACAUAUGUUCCGCUGCGCAAGAAUUCAAGGCUUAGACACGACUGAAGGACUUCUGCUGUUCGGACGUGAGCAUUGUUACGUCAUCGAUGGGUUUACGUUGUUGAAAAAUCGAGAAAUACGCGACUUGGACAGCUGUCCCGACGAUUACGAACCUAUACUUCCCAGCCAAGGGAUACAGCGGAGCAACCAACGACAGUGCUCUAAAUUUUUAUAUGAAGACAUUAGGGAAGUGCACAAAAGAAGAUAUUUAUUACAACCGAUAGCUCUAGAAGUUUUUUCCAGCGAUGGAAGAAAUUACUUAUUGGCUUUCCCCAGGAAAGUUAGAAAUAAGGUGUACAGCAGGUUCACGGCGCUGGCGACCGGCAUGGCGGACAGCGCGGCGGGCUCGGUGGCGGGACAGAAGCGCGGCGUGCCCGUCGAGCAGCCCGCCGGCCUAUUCGCCUCGCUCAUCGGAGACACCUCCGUCACGCAACGGUGGCUGAGAGGAGAAAUAUCAAACUUCCAAUAUUUAAUGCAUCUAAAUACUCUCGCUGGGAGAUCGUACAAUGAUCUCAUGCAAUACCCUGUGUUUCCGUGGAUUCUUGCCGACUAUGAUACCUUAGAGCUGGAUCUCAACGACCCGGCGACGUUCCGAGAUCUUACUAAACCAAUGGGAGCACAAAAUCCUGAACGAUUGGAGCAAUUCAGGAAGAGAUAUAAGGAAUGGGACGAUCCUCACGGCGAGACGCCUCCGUAUCACUACGGCACGCACUACUCUUCCGCCAUGAUCGUGUGCUCGUACUUAGUGCGUAUGGAACCGUUCACGCAACACUUCUUGAGACUUCAAGGCGGCCAUUUUGAUUUAGCUGACAGAAUGUUUCAUUCGAUAAAGGAAGCGUGGAACUCAGCUUCUAAACACAAUAUGGCCGACGUGAAAGAAUUGAUUCCAGAAUUCUUUUAUUUACCAGAGUUUUUAGUCAAUUCGAAUAAUUUUGAUCUGGGUUGUAAGCAGUCCGGCGUGGCCUUGGGUGACGUGGUGUUGCCGCCGUGGGCUAAGGGUGAUCCUCGCGAGUUCAUACGUCUGCACCGCGCCGCGCUGGAGUCUGACUACGUUUCUCACAGACUCCACCACUGGAUCGACUUAGUUUUCGGAUACAAACAACAAGGACAACCGGCAGUUGACUCAUCUAACGUAUUCCAUCAUCUGUUUUACGAAGGAAACGUUGAUAUUUACAAUAUUGAUGAUCCCCUUAAAAAGAACGCCACCAUUGGCUUCAUAAAUAACUUUGGACAGAUCCCGAAACAGUUGUUCAAAAAGGCUCAUCCCAGUAAAAAAAUGUCGCAAAGGAGCUCCACGAUAUUAGAUCCUAAUAACAUAAUACCAUCUCAAGGUAUCACUCCACCUGAAAAAUUGUUCUUCCAUAAUCUAGAAAACCUGAGGCCUUCUUUACAACCAGUAAAAGAAGUGAAAGGGCCCGUCGGUCAAAUAUUAUAUACAGAUAAAGCGAUCCUAGCAGUAGAACAGAACAAAGUGUUGAUGCCUCCCUCGUACAACAAGUACGUGGCUUGGGGCUUCGCUGAUCAUUCGUUGAGGAUUGGGAACUACGACAACGACAAGGCGGUGUUCGUGUGCGAAUCUGUGGCGCAGUCCUGUGGGGAAAUUGUGGCUUGUGUCUGCCCCUCGGCCAAGACUAUCGUGACCGCCGGCACCAGUACCGUCGUAACGGUGUGGCAGUAUUUGGCUCGCCGGCGUCGGCUGUCGGUCAAGGUGUGUCUUUACGGUCACGAGGAGGCCGUGACGUGUCUGGCGGCCAGCCCCGCCUACAACCUGGUGGUGAGCGGCAGCCGGGACGGGCAGGUCAUCGUCUGGGACGUCGAACGCGGCUCCUUCAUCCGGCAACUGGUGCCCGACAACACGCGCGGCCCGCACCCCCCCGUGUCCGCGCUCGCCAUCGACGACUUAACCGGCGACAUAGCCACGUGUCGCGGCAGCUGGUUGUAUCUGUGGUCCAUCAACGGCACGUUACUGGGCGGCGUGGACACGGCGGGAGGGCGUGAACGGUCGCAUCAGAUUCUGUGCGUCGCUUUCAGCCAGACCCGGGAGUGGGACCCGCUCAACGUCGUCAUCACGGGCUCGUCGGACGGGGUCGUCCGGAUGUGGUCCAUAGACUACAUAGCGGAUACAUCAGAGAGUCAAGCCGAUGAAAGCUUAGACUGCGGCGAUGUUAGUGUUGACCCUGCCUCGAGCUCUGCUGAUGUAGACAAAGGGAAAGAAGAACAAAAAUCAUCGGAACUGGACACCGAGGAGUUGAGAACAGAGAGUGAGAGAACAAUAGACGCUGAUGUGAAGAUUAAUGAUCCUCAGCCCAUAGAAACUGAGGCAGCUAUCAAAAGGGUUGAAGAAUUGGUUAAACAGAUGAGUCUAUCACAAGAAACUGAUGGUCGUUUAGUGAAAUCAGCAUCGGAAAGUUCUCUGUCCGAUGCGUGUGAAACUAGUGCAAAGGAGUCCGCUCGCAGACACGACGAGAAAGACAUUUGCAGUGACAACGAUGAAAGAUUUGAACAAAAGGACGAACAUAUUGUCGAUUCUUGUGAUGAAAUCAAACAGGAUUACGACAAUGAGAAGGAAGUUGAUGAUGACAAAGAAAAUCUGACACACCGAUGUAAGCUUCAGAAGCAAGGAAACGUAAUACUGAGGCGGAAGUCAAAGGCGAAUCCGUUGUACAGGAAAAGUGGAGGGAGCAUCGGCGAAUCAAGCGAGUCCAGUUCGAUGGAGGUGGCGGGCGCGUCUGGGGAGGGGCGGGAAGAAGGCGGCCUGCGCACCAGCAAGUCCGACACCAGCCUCACGGACUCCUUCGUAGUGCUCUCCGCGCCGCCCUCGCCCUCCCCCGCCCACAAGCCGGCCGCCAGACCAGCGCCCGAUAUCGAAGGCGAGUGCAACGUGAAGUGGGUCCGGCGCGUGGUGCUGCGCGGCAAGCUCACCAUGCACACGGCGUACGAGCGCCGCGACAACGUGAGCCCCGCCGCCGUCACCGCCGCCGCCGCGCCGCGCUCCGGCCGCGGGCUCGCCGUGGGGGACGCGCGCGGACGGAUAUUCCGUUGGUCUGCGCCGGACAUGUCUUCAGCUUCGGGAGCAAAAGGGGGACCUGCUGAUCAUUGGGUUAGAGACGACACUGCUCCUUAUUGCACGCAAUGUCAAGUACGUUUCACGGCGCUGGAGCGGCGGCACCACUGUCGCGAGUGCGGCGCCGUGUUCUGCGGGCGCUGCUCGCGGUACGAGGCGCCCGUGCGGCGCCUGCGCGCGCUGCGACCCGUGCGCGUCUGCCAGCGGUGCCACGACAACAUACACGGGAAGAAAGAAUAACAUCACGACACCCGCCUGUCCUACUCCUUCGGUUCGUUCGCUAGGAACGCUUACGUCGAGAGGAUUUUGCAUAGGCUUUCCGCAUCCGAUGAUAAUUGACUGUUCGAGUGGUGACCGUCUCGGUGUUAACAUGUAAAUCGAGUUUCUAGAAUGACGUAAAAUAACAAUGGCGAUCCGUACACGAAGGAACCAGUCACGAUCUGGUUCGGUACCUAGUUCAAGAUCCGCUAAUUCAACUAAUAUUCAAUGAAUUUGGCAGCGUACGUAUCUGAGUUGCUAAUGUAUGGUAACUGCAUAAUAUAAUUAAAAACUAAUUCCGUCAGUCUAGUGGAACGGUUUAGACGACGGGCCUAAUGCGUAAAAAAGAUUAUUGUUAAAGCUUCCUGCGUUUUCUAUGUAACAUGAAUAUCUGAAAUUAUAAAAAAAAAAUGAAGCAAUGUAUACAUACAUCCUUCAUUGUUCGUUCAAUGUAGAAAAUGAUUAAUCGUGUCUAGUCAAUGUUGAAAAAUGAGUACGAGUAUUUGUCGUCCUCCUUUCACUUUUCUCGUUCAUUUUAUUUUUUGUUAUGUAUCGCAUAUCACACGUCAAAAUAUAUAAAAAGCUUAAAUAUAUAUAUAAAAAGAUGAAUUUUAAUCGACUAUUGUUUUAGUCCGCUUACAAUUCGUAAUUUUGCUAACUUUGGCAUGGAGGCAUGGAUAAAUUUAAAUAACAAUGGAAAUCAAUAAUUGAAACCACAAUUGCACAGGCUGCAUAAUUAUGAACAGUUUUUUUACUAGUCCGUCGAAUUGCUCAUUUUGAACCCAAAACUUGCCUUUACAUUAGUCACGUGGGUUUUUUAUCGAUAUUAAAGGAAAAUUGGCAAUAAUUUUUUUCUCAAAGGCGUGAUUCUCAGCUUAUUAGAUUCUCAUUUAUUCUGCCCCUUUUUAAACCGAUUGAUAUUAUAAUAUAAUUUAUAACAAUCGAACCAAAAUAGGAGUCGUACAUAUUUGUAUGAAAUAUUGUCUUAGGCGCGCUUUAGAUGUAUUGUAAUGAAGGUAUAUUUAAUAUAAUUGUGUUAUAGUAAGUCAGUAUUAUAAUGUUUAAGAGAAUCAAAUACAAAUUAUAUUAUUAUAUUUGCUUAAUACUAUCACGAUCUCAGUGAAUUUUUAUAAAAUGUUAUUAAAUUGUAUUAUUUUUGAAGAAUAAAUAAAAUUGUGAUAUAAUUUUAGUUCAAACGUAUUUCUAUACCAUGAAUUAUUUUCCUAUUAAGUUCGAUGGGUGAAUUUAAUUAUGAUUGAUUGCUAGUCCUACUUUAUAUUAAGAAAUUGUAAUGCAAAAAAAAACCUAUGCAACUUUUAUUGUUCUGUGAAUACAGGCCUUUUCGGUUCAAUAGAUCCUAUCAAUUCAAAACACCAUAUUUGCAUUUAGAAUCAACAUUCCCUGAAAGAUAUUUUUUACACUUUGCUGUAAUGUCGUUUUAUUGGUUUUUUACUACAUAUACAUUUCACUCCGAUUUUACGUUAAACAUAUAAUAUUUAUUAUAUCCCUCGAUGUGCGGCUUUUCGUUGUUUCUGUAGUAAAUUAAUCAAUAAAAAAUAAUCGAUUAUAAAAUGUUUCAAAGAUUAAAGUCGUAAUUUUUUAAUACAUUAUAAAGAAACUUUUAUGCAAAAUUUUCUAUAUUUGUAAACAUCGCAUAGGAACUUGAAUAUUUAUUGAUGUAACAAAGUAGAAUUUAGAAAGUUGCUUAUAAUUAUUGUUUAAUGUGGAUAUAAAUAAGGAAAAGUGGAUUAUAAAAUUAUAUAAUAAUAAUAUGUAAGUCGAAUGUUUCUUAGUCACCCAGCAUUAGUGUAUAGAUGAAUUAUUUACAGACAAUAUAAUGUUGUUUAGGUAGUUUGUAGGCACUGAAAUUUUAUGCCGUUGACUAAUGUAUUCUUGAUAUGUACCUAUAACAAUAAAUAUAUUGGUGCAGAUAAA
Bombyx mori (domestic silkworm) is the source of this 16920-nucleotide messenger RNA. RefSeq names its product WD repeat and FYVE domain-containing protein 3 (gene bchs). Gene Ontology annotation, molecular function: metal ion binding; protein binding. Lineage: Eukaryota; Metazoa; Arthropoda; Insecta; Lepidoptera; Bombycidae. Bases 4927 to 14967 code for a protein of 3346 amino acids. The record is from RefSeq and is a predicted model, not a curated record. The transcript is spliced from 54 exons.